GACAUUGUGUGUUGGUUUAUUAUAUACUCGUGCGUAUGUAUUUGUUUGGAUAUUGUAGAACUAUCUACCGACCUAUCUAUAUCAUAUCUAUCAUUUUACACGCACCACACAAUUAUUCCCUUUCUGCGCUCGUGUUUUUUUAAUAUUAUAUCUUAUUUAUAUCUUAUUUAUAUCUUCUUGUCCCUUGCUAUAUCUCAUAGCUCCAUAUAUUCUAGAUUCAACCCGUGGAUCCCGUGUGUUGGGGCAAGAUAUCGUCAUGUUUUUGAAUGUUUUACUGUUAUUUACAUAAUCGUUUUCCGAUAGGUUCACCGGUUGUAAGGUUCACUAGACUAGCAUACAUGAAAGACUCAGAUCCUCCUCCCUUCUUUAUCAUUUAACUUUUACCAAGGUCCCUUACUUUAUCCUUGACAUUAUAUACUUUCGCCAUCAGGGUUCAAAGGGUCCUGCACAACUUCUCUUCUCUUCUCUUCUGCUGGCAUCUCAGUCUCGAGAUUCAUUCACUCAAAGAUCGAUCUCGCAACACCAAUUCCCUCCCGCCAACUUGCCAUCCUCCCUCCUCCACGCUGUUCAAGGCAAGUCAACCGCGCGUUCUACCUGCCUGGCUGGCUGAAUGACCUGUUCUGGAACCGCCCAAUGCUCACUUCGACAACGAUUAUCAAGACCAACGAGCCCAAUCAUAUUACAUAGACAACAACAAAUCCUUCUUCCUUCAUUGUCACAAAGACCAACGAUCCUUUUCUCUAUAAAACAUCUACGACCACAACCAAGAUCCGCAACUCAGAAUCGACACCUUCACUCCUUUCACUGCAAUCCCUUGAUAAACGGUCAAGCACGGAAACCUGUCUUCCUAUCAACCUUCGCACAGACCUUGGACCCAUAUCCAUUAUUCACGGGUUCGAAAUCCAACCUCGGCGGGGUCAAACAACACCAGUCCUCUCAUUCAUCUUUUGCGAGUUAUCACCAGAAGCUGCGACUUCGAAAUCUCAAUUCUUCUUCUUUACAAUCCCCAAAAUUGCCGUCAUUCCUUUCAAGGUCCUCUUCGACCCUUGCAACAAAUAUGUCGAAUUUAACUCAGCCAAAGAGCCCAAUCGCUCCCGACAGUCCUUUGAGAGAACAGAGAGUACAUCAUAGACUUGUCGAGAGACUUACCGAUCGACUUGAAACGCCCAGCUUAGAUGAUCGUUCUUAUCGAGUGAUUAAGCUUCCUAACCAGCUAGAGGUUUUGCUCGUUCAUGAUGCUGAAACAGACAAAGCAUCAGCAGCCAUGGACGUCAAUGUGGGGAAUUUCAGUGAUCCUGAAGAUUUCCCCGGUAUGGCGCAUGCUGUAGAGCAUCUGCUUUUCAUGGGAACCAAAAAGUACCCUAUCGAAAAUGCUUAUUCACAAUACCUUUCUUCACAUUCCGGAAGUUCCAAUGCGUAUACCGGUGCUACAUCUACAAAUUAUUACUUUGAGGUUGCUGCGAAAUCAGGAGAGGAUGGAGACUCAAAAGAUUCGACCCCUUCGCCUUUGUACGGUGCGCUCGAUCGAUUCGCGCAAUUCUUCAUAGAUCCUCUUUUCCUCGAUUCGACUUUGGACAGAGAAUUAAAGGCUGUGGAUUCGGAGAACAAGAAGAACCUGCAGAGUGAUCAAUGGAGAUUACACCAAUUGGAUAAAUCAUUAUCGAACCCAAAACAUCCUUAUUGCCACUUCUCGACAGGAAAUUUGGAGGUUUUGAAACUACAACCAGAAUCGCGAGGAAUCAAUGUUCGGGAAAAGUUUAUGGAAUUCCACGAGAAACACUAUUCUGCGAAUCGCAUGAAGCUUGUCAUACUGGGAAGAGAGCCAUUGGAUAAGUUGGAAUCGUGGGCGGCAGAUCUUUUCGCCGGUGUACGAAAUAAGGACUUGCCACAAAACCGAUGGGAGGAUGAACAGCCUUAUGGACCAGACCAACUAUCGACCCAAUGUUUUGCUAAACCAGUUAUGGAUUCUCGAACUUUGGACAUUUCCAUUCCAUUUAUUGACGAAGAGCUUCUUUUCGAGUCUCAGCCAAGUCGAUAUUUGACACAUCUUAUUGGACAUGAAGGACCGGGUAGUAUUAUGGCUUACAUCAAGUCUAAGGGAUGGGCAAAUGCUCUGAGUGCAGGUGUCUAUCCAAUAUGUCCUGGAACUCCUGGUUUAUUCAGUUGUCAAAUACGUCUGACAGAAGAUGGCCUGAAGAACUACAAGGAAGUUGUCAAGGUUUUCUUCCAGUAUAUCGCAUUACUCAAAGAUACACCACCACAAGAAUGGAUCUUUGAUGAGCAAAAGGGCUUAGCCGAUGUCGAUUUCAAAUUCAAGCAAAAGACUCCAGCUAGCAGAUUUACUAGCAAAAUCAGUGCCGUUAUGCAAACACCAUUACCUCGGGAAUGGUUGCUCAGUGGUCAUAGCCGACUUCGAAAGUUUGAUGGAGAAAGAAUUUCGGCUGGACUCAAUUGCUUGAGAGCUGAUAAUUUCCGCAUGCAAAUCUCUUCUCAAACUUUUCCAGGUGGUUGGGAUUCAAAAGAAAAGUGGUAUGGUACAGAAUACAAAUACGAGAAAAUCCCAGCGGAUUUCUUGGAAGAGAUCAAAAAGGCUGCCACAAGCAAGAAAGGAGAACGAUUCCCAGAAUUACAUUUACCUCACGCAAAUCAAUUCAUUCCAACUAAACUCGAGGUUGAAAAGAAGGAAGUUAAAACACCCGCCAUUUCUCCCAAGUUAAUCAGAAAUGAUGACUCGGUAAGAACAUGGUUCAAGAAAGAUGAUACUUUCUGGGUUCCAAAAGCAAACCUUUUCAUCCAGUGCAGAAAUCCUUUACCAAUGGCCACUGCAGAAAAUUCUCUCAAAGCAAGAAUGUAUACUGAUUUGGUAUAUGAUGCAUUAGAGGAAUACGCCUAUGAUGCUGAGCUUGCAGGACUCGAAUAUUCUGUAUCAAGCCAUUCAAUGGGCUUGGAGAUUAGUGUUUCCGGAUACAAUGACAAGCUCCCUGUUCUUUUGGAGAAGGUCCUUACCACCAUGAGAGAUCUCGAAGUCAAACAAGAUCGAUUCGAAAUCAUUAAAGAGAGAUUGGCAAGAGGUUUGAAGAACUGGGACUUUCAACAACCCUACAAUCAAGUCGGCGAUUACAUGAGAUGGCUCAGUAGCGAGAAAGGCUACAUCAAUGAGCAAUAUCUAGCCGAAUUACCGCAUGUCACUGUUGAUGACAUUCAACAAUUUUACCCCCAUCUAUUAAGACAGAUGCACAUUGAAACUUUUGUACAUGGAAACUUGUACAAGGAGGAUGCUUUGAAAUUGGCUGAUUUAACUGAAAGUAUCUUGAAGCCAAGAGUCUUACCACAAACUCAAUGGCCAAUAGGUAGAUCUUUGGUCUUCCCACCUGGCGCAAAUUUCGUUUAUCACAAGACUUUGAAAGAUCCAGCCAAUGUCAAUCACUGCAUAGAAUAUGUUCUAUCUGUUGGAGAUAAGUCUGUUCGUCCUCAGCGAGCGAAGACUCUUCUCCUCGAUCAAAUGACUCAUGAACCAGCAUUUGAUCAACUAAGAACAAAGGAGCAGUUAGGAUAUGUUGUAUUCAGCGGUUGUUCGACAACGACUACUACCAUCGCUUAUAGAUUUAUCAUCCAAAGUGAGAAAACUCCACAAUAUCUUGAAGAGCGAAUCGAUUCUUUCUUGGUUGGGUAUUCAGAAAUUCUCAAGAAUAUGUCAGAUUCUGAAUUUGAAGGUCACAAGAGAAGUUUGAUCACCAAGAGAUUGGAGAAAUUGAAGAAUUUAGAUCAAGAAUCAAAUCGUUUAUGGUCACAUAUUGAUUACGAGUACUUUGAUUUUGAACUCGUCCAUCAUGAUGCCGCCAAUGUUAAAGCACUCACCAAAGAAGAUAUGAUCAAAUUCUAUAACCAAUUCAUCCUACCAUCUUCUCCACUUCGUUCUAAACUUUCCAUUCACCUCAUUGCUCAAGGAACCUCUUUACCAGAAGCAAAACCAGAGGAACAAGCUGUUCUUGCGAUCAAUAAGGAUCGUAAAGAUGCUGAAGAUGGAGAAGCUAUUGCCGUCAAGGCUGAAGGCAAUGGCACUGUACCAUACGUUAUCACGGAUGUCCGACAAUUUAAGGGCAUGUUGCAAGUUACUGCUGGACCACAACCGGUCAAACAUAUUAGUGAGUUUGAGGAAUUGGAUGCAAAGUUAUAAAUAUCGAAUGAUUAGGGUUGAAGGAAUGUGUGAAGGAUAGAAUAUCCAACCGCAUCUUGGUGGAUAUACUAGCGCAAUAGAUGCGUCUAGACUAGAGUACUUGAUUUUAUUGGACUGAAUCUAAUUGCAGUCAUGCAUAGAUGAGGAGUUAAAGAAGAUUUGGUAUUACUAGGGGGAUUGGGGAAGGUAGAUGGAUAGUUGGCUGCAUUGUUGUACAAUGGUUGGCUUGGUUCAAUCUGGUCUAGUAGAUACCCGCGAUCUUCUUUAAAUGAAUUGCAAUGAGUUAGACAAUCUUUUUUACUUGAUGUGUGAUUUCGGUGUUAUGAGCUGUGUACAGAGUGGGGAUCUCUUGAGACUUUUGAGGUUCCAAGUUCUGAAGCUCCGAGUGGGAGAAGGUGAGGAUAUGAUGUUUUAAUGUCAUUCA
Molecule: messenger RNA, 4601 nt
Organism: Botrytis cinerea B05.10
Lineage: Eukaryota; Fungi; Ascomycota; Leotiomycetes; Helotiales; Sclerotiniaceae
Exons: 6
Coding region: 1058-4177 (1039 amino acids)
Biological process (GO): peptide catabolic process
Cellular component (GO): mitochondrion; cytosol
Molecular function (GO): metalloendopeptidase activity; metal ion binding
Source: RefSeq, a predicted model, not a curated record